AUGCGUUUCACAUUCAUCGUUCUCUGUACCAUUGCACUGCUUCUCAGUUUAACGACAGCAGUUCCCAUUCAUAAUCGUCGUACACAACGUGGAUUAGUUCCGGAUUUAAGUGGUUUAAGUGGUCUAUUUAGCGGAACCUUCACACCCGUUUGUCUAUUUUCGCCCUGUAAUGGUCCAUCAUUUUUAUUCCCUGAAAUUGAUUGGGAUGCAUUACAUGCAAGUAUUGCUCAAUGGACUGAAGAAAAUGGACAUUUAUUACAAGCAAAUAAGUAA
Didymodactylos carnosus is the source of this 273-nucleotide messenger RNA. The record is from the annotation of a GenBank genome assembly. Lineage: Eukaryota; Metazoa; Rotifera; Eurotatoria; Philodinida; Philodinidae.